Oncorhynchus gorbuscha (pink salmon) is the source of this 926-nucleotide messenger RNA. Its product is annotated as UMP-CMP kinase. Bases 112 to 771 code for a protein of 219 amino acids. Gene Ontology annotation, molecular function: ATP binding; UMP kinase activity. Lineage: Eukaryota; Metazoa; Chordata; Actinopteri; Salmoniformes; Salmonidae. Gene Ontology annotation, biological process: 'de novo' pyrimidine nucleobase biosynthetic process; UDP biosynthetic process; CDP biosynthetic process. The record is from RefSeq and is a predicted model, not a curated record. The transcript has 6 exons. Gene Ontology annotation, cellular component: cytoplasm; nucleus.
GCGGAAGUGGUGUUGCUUUGGCGGACUUCCCACUGACACGCAUCAACCGGGCAUUAGAUCUGUUCUUCAUCGAACCGGGUUCACUUAGUGUAUUGUUUGGUUUGUCGGUUUAUGAUUUUCCAUUUACUGAGUAGGUUAUCAGCGAAGGUGCCGAGCGUUGUGUACAGGGCCGCAUUGAUCAUGAAGCCGCAGGUUGUGUUCGUGUUGGGAGGGCCUGGGGCGGGGAAAGGGACCCAGUGUGCCAGAAUCGUUGAGAACUACAGUUACACUCACCUGUCUGCCGGAGACCUGCUGAGGGCCGAGCGAAGCCGAGAGGGGUCAGAGUUCGGACAGCUCAUUGACAGUUACAUCAAGGAUGGCAAGAUCGUCCCUGUCGAGAUCACCAUUAACUUACUCAGGAAGGCCAUGGAGGAAACCAUGGAGACGGACGAGAAGAAGUUCCGCUUCCUCAUCGACGGCUUCCCCAGAAAUGAAGACAACCUCCAGGGGUGGACCACUGUCAUGGAAGGGAAGGCUAACGUCAAAUUUGUGCUUUUCUUCGACUGUACUAGUGAGGUCUGUAUCGACCGAUGUCUAGAAAGAGGGAAGAGCAGCGGACGCACCGAUGACAACCGAGCGAGCCUGGAGAAAAGGAUCCAGACAUACCUGCAGUCGACACGGCCUAUCAUCUCACUGUAUGAGAAACAGGGCAAGGUGCGCACCGUGGAUGCCUCGUGCGGUGUGGACGAGGUUUUUGACAACGUCAAAGCCAUCCUGGACAAAGAGGGUUGAAAUCCCCGCCAACUGCCAACUGCCAACAACUGUAACAUUCACAGUUACGUUUCGUUUGUCUUUGUAUCAACUGCAGCAACACUAUACUCAGUUUACAUGUCCAUUCAAAUUACUUUUUACAUAAAAAUAAAAAAAUAUUUUUUUUUGUCAGUGCC